GCCUCCUGGCCAGCGACUUGCGCUUCGACCGAUCGCUUUCGGCAUCGCUUUCGGCAUCGCUUUCGGCAUCGCUUUCGGCAUCGCUUCUGCCUCCCAUGCUGCUCUCCCGCUCCCCGGUCGCAUCGAUAGCGCUGCUGUCUGCCCUCGCACAUGUGCUCUUUAUUGCCUAUGGCCUCUACCAGGACAAGCACGCCUCGCUUCCCUUCACCGACAUCGACUAUGCCGUCUUUAGCGACGCCGCCGCUCUCGUGCAUGGCGGACGAUCGCCCUACGAACGCCAGACCUAUCGAUACUCCCCCCUGUUGGCGCAAAUCCUGACCCCGAUCGUCUACUUUCCGUCCUUUGGCAAGGUCCUGUUUUCGGCGGCCUCCGUCCUGGUCGCGGCGCUGCUCGUUGCCCUCCAUACCGCCGACCCAUCUGCCGAACCAUCUGUCGAACCGUCUGCCGAGCAGGCCAAGUCGCCCGCUCCCCGCAAGCCGGCCUCCUCAGCCAUCACAACGCUCGUCUGCGUCGCAUGGGCACUCAACCCCGUCGUCCUCGUCAUUUCGGCCCGCGGCUCGUGUGAGGCCAUCAUGGCCGCACUGGUCCUUGCCACUCUCUAUGCCUUCCAGACCCGCCGCCGGAUCCUCUCGGCGGUGCUUCUCGGCCUGGCCGUCCACUUCAAGAUCUACCCGUUCAUCUACGGCUCGGCUUUCCUUAGCGCCAUGGCGACCCCCUCAGCCCAAGUCGACACGGCUCCCAUCUUCAGCGUCGCUGGCAUCCGGCGCCGGAUCCAGCCCUUUCUCUCGUGGCAGCAUAUCCAGUUCACCCUCGUCUCGAUCCUGUCUUUCAUGGUCCUCAACGUCGCUGCAUAUCUGCAGUACGGCCACAGCUUCUUGGCCGAGGCAUUCACCUACCACUUCACCCGCACCGACCACCGGCACAACUUUUCCAUCUACUUUUAUCCGCUCUAUCUCGCGAGCGCGCAGGCGUCGAAACAAGUCGUGCCUGAAUCGGGGUUCGAGCGGCUGAUGGAGCUUCUCUCCCUCUUUGCGUUUGUGCCGCAACUCGCCCUUGCCAUCUGGAUCGGAUUUCGCCUGGGGCGCAGAAAUCUGGUGCUGGCUUGCUGGGCGCAGACAUUUGUGUUUGUCGCCUGGAACAAGGUCUGCACCUCGCAGUACUUUGUGUGGUAUCUGUGCUUCUUGCCUGUGUUGCUCGCCCGCAACCGACUCAUCCGCGACCAGUGGAAGCUGGGUUUGGGGCUCCUUGUGAUGUGGGUUCUUGGCCAGGCUGCGUGGCUGCUGUUUGCCUUUCAGCUCGAGCACCUGGGAAUCGAAACCUAUCGGCAGCUCUGGGCGGCAAGUCUUGCAUUUUUCCUCAUCAACAUCGCCAUCACGGUCAGCGUUGUGUACUUUCACGACAAUGUCAGGGCUUUUGCUGCUCCAGUGCCAUCGGAUUCGAAGCAAAAGCGUCUCUAGGCGGACGUGCUCUUGAUCGUCGC
Molecule: messenger RNA, 1480 nt
Organism: Polychytrium aggregatum
Lineage: Eukaryota; Fungi; Chytridiomycota; Chytridiomycetes; Polychytriales
Product: putative mannosyltransferase
Exons: 3
Coding region: 96-1457 (453 amino acids)
Biological process (GO): GPI anchor biosynthetic process
Cellular component (GO): glycosylphosphatidylinositol-mannosyltransferase I complex; membrane
Molecular function (GO): GPI mannosyltransferase activity; alpha-1,4-mannosyltransferase activity
Source: RefSeq, a predicted model, not a curated record